GCAACUGAAAAGCAAACAAAAACAAAUUACUGGGUGAAAACAAGCAAUGAAUACAAGAAAAUAUACCAAUGACAUAAAAUAUACUAAAUAGCAGGGGUUCAAGUUAAACUAUAUACAUUAUAUUGAACACUAAAUGCCCCCAAAUAAACAAAAAUAAACAGAAACAAUGAAUCCGUAAACAAAAUAAUCCAUACCAAAGUAAUACCAUUUCUCAAUCAUACAAUAAAGACUGAGGUGGUAAAAUACGGCGUGUGGGUCCCCAUGCGCAAACACAAAAGUCUGCAGGUGACAAAACAGAAAUCCACACUGCAGAGAUAAGCAGUGGCAGAAAACAACGGCGGCGAGAGCAAGCAUCUUUGAGGAGACAAACCAGCCAGAGACAAAGCAGCAGGAGUCCCAGUUGGCUGACUUCAGCAGAGAAAAGGGUCGCGGCAAGCACACACACACUAGCGAGGAGGGAGGACGGAAACCCAGGCAGCUCAGUACGUUUCCACUGCAGCGAGGAGCAGGUGAUGCGCGCACUACACACACGGACUCACAGAGUGCACCAAAUGGGGCCACCACUUGCUCUGUUACACGGACGUGAAGCAGAGGCAGAAACGGGGGAAGGGCUGCUCCACUUCAGUGGUUGGUCACCAGUUGAAGCAGCCCAGCAUUAACAGCUGUAAUAUACAUGCUGCUACAUAGGCAUUAUAUUGAGUAAAUUUCCGGUGUUCAAUCUCGCAGUGCUGAAACUGGAUGAACGCGUCAACUUCAGUAAUUACAUCCAGCCUGCAUGUUUGGACGUUGACAAUGCCAGAUCCUUCCCUGUUGGGACUCCAUGUUGGGUGGCAGGCUGGGGCACUGGCAGCAACAACAGAGGCGUUGGUAAAGCUGGUUCAACUCUUCGAGAUCUUGAAACUCAAGUGGGAAGUUGUGGGAAUGCUUCUGACACAGACAGCAUUUGCACUUUCACCAUGGCCCUUCAACAGGGAGAAAUAUUGCAGAUGUUCAGGUAUUUGAAAAAGCUUCGAAAUUCGCUUCAGUGAUAAAGGAGACAGUUGGCGACAUCCCCUCCCCUGAAGCAGUAGCAGGAAAUUCUCCAGCUGGGCAGCUGAAAUGUGAGGGGUCACAAUGGGAGGAUAAAUACAAGGGCCAGCAGGCUACAGGGGUGUCGCAGACGAAGGCCGGAUCUUCUCCUUCCCUCUCUCAGCUCUCCUCUCAAACUCAAAGUCAGGAUGCCUCACUCAUACCCCUUCCUCACUCCUGAGCAGAAGAAGGAGCUCAGUGAUAUUGCUCAGAGGAUCGUCACUCCCGGCAAGGGAAUCCUUGCCGCAGACGAGUCCACCGGCAGCGUGGCCAAGCGCUUCCAGAGCAUCAAUGCUGAGAACACUGAGGAGAACAGGAGGCUGUACCGCCAGCUCCUCUUCACCGCCGACGACCGCAUCAACCCUUGCAUUGGUGGCGUCAUCCUCUUCCACGAGACCAUGUACCAGAAGACCGACGAUGGCAAGCCCUUCCCACAGUACCUCAAAGAAAGAGGCAUGGUGGUGGGCAUCAAGGUCGACAAAGGUGUUGUCCCCCUGGCCGGAACCAACGGCGAGACAACCACCCAGGGUCUUGAUGGACUGUAUGAGCGCUGCGCCCAGUACAAGAAGGAUGGUGCUGACUUCGCCAAGUGGCGUUGCGUUCUGAAGAUCACCCCAACUACUCCCUCCAAGCUGGCCAUCCUUGAGAACGCCAACGUCCUGGCUCGCUAUGCCAGCAUCUGCCAGAUGCAUGGCAUCGUCCCCAUCGUGGAGCCUGAGAUUCUCCCCGAUGGCGACCAUGACCUGAAGCGCUGCCAGUACAUCACCGAGAAGGUCCUGGCUGCCGUCUACAAGGCCCUGUCCGACCACCACGUCUACCUGGAGGGCACCCUGCUCAAACCCAACAUGGUUACUGCCGGACACUCCUGUUCACACAAGUACAGCAACCAGGAGAUCGCCAUGGCAACUGUUACUGCCCUGCGCCGCACCGUGCCCCCUGCAGUUCCUGGCAUUACCUUCCUGUCUGGUGGCCAGAGUGAGGAGGAGGCCUCCGUCAACCUGAACGCCAUGAACCAGUGCCCUCUGCACAGACCUUGGGCCCUGACCUUCUCAUAUGGUCGUGCUCUGCAGGCCUCUGCCCUCAAAGCCUGGGGUGGAAAGAAGGAAAAUGGCAAAGCAUGCCAGGAUGAGUUCAUCAAGAGAGCUCUGGCUAACAGCCUGGCCUGCCAGGGCAAAUACGUCACCUCGGGAACCAGUGCUGCUGGUGGAGAGUCUCUGUUUGUGGCUAAUCAUGCUUAUUAAGCAUGGACACCAUAUCCACCUUCUUCCCUCCAUCAUCACACCACUGUGGAAAAGGGCACGUCCUCUGUUGCACUGUCCAUGAAAUUCUCUCGUACCUACAGCAAGAGCAGCAACGGCACUGUUGCGACACCUUGGUUGAAAGCAAAAGAGAAAGAAGAAUAAAACUUUCCCUUAGGUUGCUGCUUCAGCUAGGAGAUUCUGGAAGUUUUCUGCCUCCAUUCCCUUACGUUUUGUUUUUAAACACCUUUUUUUUUUAGGUGAAAAUUCCCUCACUGUUUUUACACAACUUGUACUAUUUUCCUUGGUCUGAUCCCAUCAAGUCCAGUAUAGGAUUUAUACUGGCGCCACGGAAUAAAGUAUUCACCCUAA
Messenger RNA from Acanthochromis polyacanthus (spiny chromis), 2678 nucleotides. It is a transcript of the gene aldoab, whose product is annotated as aldolase a, fructose-bisphosphate, b. Lineage: Eukaryota; Metazoa; Chordata; Actinopteri; Pomacentridae. The transcript has 10 exons. Gene Ontology annotation, cellular component: cytosol. Gene Ontology annotation, biological process: fructose 1,6-bisphosphate metabolic process; glycolytic process. The coding region runs from base 1218 to 2309 and encodes 363 amino acids. The record is from RefSeq and is a predicted model, not a curated record. Gene Ontology annotation, molecular function: fructose-bisphosphate aldolase activity.